This is a messenger RNA of Terrapene triunguis (Three-toed box turtle), 1173 nucleotides long. RefSeq names its product solute carrier family 10 member 4 (gene SLC10A4). The transcript has 3 exons. Bases 1 to 1173 code for a protein of 390 amino acids. Lineage: Eukaryota; Metazoa; Chordata; Testudines; Emydidae. The record is from RefSeq and is a predicted model, not a curated record. Gene Ontology annotation, biological process: bile acid and bile salt transport. Gene Ontology annotation, molecular function: bile acid:sodium symporter activity. Gene Ontology annotation, cellular component: membrane.
AUGGACAGCUCCUGGGUGGAGAACGGGACUCUUGCCCCCUUCGCUUCGCUCUCCCCGGAGCCCGAGAACAGCAGCAGCGGCAGCCCCAGCCCCUCCAGCCGGGUGCCGCAGGCAGGCACGGGGCCGGGGGGCAGCCGCCCGUUCUGGGACACCCCUCUGAACCAGGGUUUGAGCGUGUUCGUGGGGCUGGCGCUGUGCACCACCAUGCUGGGCUUGGGCUGCACCGUGGAGCUGAGCCAGCUCGGGGGGCAGCUGCGGCGGCCGGUGGGGGUGCUGCUGGCGCUGCUCUGCCAGUUCGUGCUCAUGCCCCUGCUGGCCUUCCUGCUGGCGCUGCUCUUCGCCCUGGACGAGGUGGCAGCGGUGGCCGUGCUGCUGUGCGGCUGCUGCCCUGGGGGGAACCUCUCCAACAUCAUGUCCCUGCUGGUCAACGGAGACAUGAACCUCAGUAUUAUCAUGACCGCCUCAUCCACCCUGCUGGCCCUGCUGCUGAUGCCCCUGUGCCUGUGGAUAUAUAGCCGCGCCUGGAUCAACACGCCUCUGGUGCAGCUGUUGCCUCUGGGGGCCGUGAGUCUGACCCUAUGCAGCACUUUGCUCCCCAUCGGCGUAGGAGUUUUCAUCCGCUACAAGUACACACGGGUCGCCGACCUCUUGCUCAAGGUUUCCUUGUGGUCCCUUUUAGUGACUUUGGUGCUUCUUUUCAUUCUGACUGGCACUAUGUUGGGACCUGAGUUGCUGGCAAGUAUCCCUGCGUCUGUCUACAUAGUAGCAAUCUUGAUGCCCUUAGCGGGCUAUGCCUCAGGAUAUGGCUUAGCUACUUUAUUUCACCUGCCACCUCAUUGCAAGAGGACAGUGUCCUUGGAAACAGGAUGUCAAAAUGUCCAGCUCUGCACGGCUAUACUGAAACUAACUUUUCCACCACACCUCAUAGGAAGUAUGUAUAUGUUUCCCUUGCUUUAUGCACUUUUCCAGGCUGCAGAAGCAGGGAUUUUUGUGUUAGUGUACAAGAUGUACGGAAGAGAUACCUAUAAACAAGAUCCCCUAAAUGAAGAUGAUGACACAGAUAUUUCUUACAAGAAACUGAAAGAGGAGGAAAUGGCAGAUACCUCAUACGGCACAGUGACUACAGAAGAACACAAUUCUAUUCUGAUGGAGCCUGCACAGACUGCACUUUAG